AUGACUGCAAUUCAGGUACAUCAAUUGGCGGCCCAACUCAUUAACGAGACGACUUCAGAACCAAACUCCUACAGACUUUCAAACUCCUACAGCCUUUCAAACUCCUACAGACUUUCAAACUCCUACAGCCUUUCAAAUUCCUACAGCCUUUCAAACUCCUACAGACUUUCAAACUCCUACAGCCUUUCAAACUCCUACAGCCUUUCAAACUCCUACGGACUUUCAAACUCCUACAGACUUUCAAACUCCUACGGACUUUCAAACUCCUACGGACAUUCAAACUCCUGCAGACUUUCAAACUCCUACAGCCUUUCAAACUCCUACAGACUUUCAAACUCCUACAGACUUUCAAACUCCUACAGACUUUCAAACUCCUACAGCUUCCAACAGCUUUCAAACUCCUACAGACUUACGCCCUUUUCAAACUCCUACAGACUUUCAAACUCCUACAGACUUUCAAACUCCUACAGCCUUUCAAACUCCUGCAGCCUUUCAAACUCCUACAGACUUUCAAACUCCUACAACUUUCAAAACUCCUCAGCUUUCAAACUCUACAGACCUUUCAAAUCCUACAGACUUUCAAACUCCUACAGCCUUUCAAACUCCUACAGCCUUUCAAACUCCUACAGACUUUCAAACUCCUAUAGCCUUUCAAACUCCUACAGCCUAUCAAACUCCUACAGCCUUUCAAACUCCUACAGACUUUCAAACUCCUAUAGCCUUUCAAACUCCUACAGACUUUCAAACUCGUACAGACUUUCAAACUCCUACAGCCUUUCAAACUCCUAUAGACUUUCAAACUCCUACAGCCUUUCAAACUCCUACAGACCUUCAAACUCCUACAGACUUUCAAACUUCUACAGACUUUCAAACUCCUACAGACUUUCAAACUCCUACAGACUUUCAAACUCCUACAGACUUUCAAACUUCCACAGACUUUCAAACUCCUACAGACUUUCAAACUCCUACAGACUUUCAAACUUCUACAGACUUUCAAACUCCUACAGACUUUCAAACUCCUACAGACUUUCAAACUUCUACAGACUUUCAAACUCCUACAGACUUCAAGCAACAGCCUGA
This is a messenger RNA of Macrobrachium nipponense, 1080 nucleotides long. RefSeq lists its product as uncharacterized. NCBI's taxonomy places the organism in Eukaryota, Metazoa, Arthropoda, Malacostraca, Decapoda, Palaemonidae. The record is from RefSeq and is a predicted model, not a curated record. The transcript is spliced from 2 exons. The coding region runs from base 1 to 1080 and encodes 359 amino acids.